AGUGUGCUCUACACUCUAUCCAUCCGCUAGAUUCCGCAAGUGACACAUCAAAAUUACCUCGCGGAAUUAGGAACGAUUUUGGACAAAAAAUAGAAAAAUGACUUUCUGAAUUGAGUUCAUAAUAAAUGAGUUUCCUAAAUACCAGCCAAUAUUUCAACAUCCAUCCAACAUUGAAGCCAAAAUAUGGCAAACGUCAAUGACAUUAAUUCCACAAAACGACAGCCUUCAAAGAGCGACGCUUCAGCUGCUUCUCAAAAUGAUGUUCCCAAACCCAGACUGCUUGCCUGUAGUAAAAUGGAGGUACAUAAGAAGGAAGUCGACAAUAAAAGGUUGAAGAUACGACAAAAGUAUGGUAAGAUUACUAGUGAACUCGAGACUAGACCAAGGACAUUCGUCACCAAGGUGCAAAUCAAGUCCAAAAAGCCGGCGUUUGAAGACGACAAAAUAAGAGUUAAAUGGGAGCACAAGAUUCAAAAUCCUCCGUCAAUUUCAUCAUCACAGGAAUUCCAGUCAAAGUCAGAGACUGAAAAUGAGAGUGGCGAAACUCCCGCCAAAAAUGCUACCAGUGAUUUCCCAAAAAAUCGUUUGAUUCCUUCAGCAGAAGAUUCGAUUGAUUUGCUUUGGGCUGAUGAAUAUUGCCCUGUGCAGGAGAAACAGGAGUACUUAGAAAUAAACAAACUAAUUCAUCACUUGUCUCGAAGACAGAGAGAAUCGUCAACUCUGCUAAGCAAGAUUCCUCAACGACCAACUGCAAGUUUCGCAAGGCCAACUAAGGGAGAGAUUUCACUAUGGAUGAAAAGUGCAGCAAAUAAGAGUAACGCCAAAAAUCCCUUUUUAACAGGACCACGUGAUCAGGACUCCAUUAGACCGCGUUCGAGAGCCUGGUCAUUACCGCUAUAUCGCUUUCAUUCCCCCUCGACUGAAAGUAUGCGAUUUGAACAAAGCCAAUGUCAAUGCCAAUGUCUUGAGAUUCGAAGGCCUUCUAGUGUUCCGAUCAAGCAAAUUUCGCCAAGAUGAAGCCUGAAAAAAAAUCAUUCGGGGAAUUUUAAAAACUUAAGGUGGCUCGACCUGUUUUUGCUCUUGGCGUGCCUUUGGAUGUUUGGUCGGGAAAUGCAUUGAAGUACAUGAUCUGAUUUCGAUCAUCAUGCCUUCCUUUUCCAUAUUGUAUUUCUAUGAAUUGUGUGCAUUACGUAUUUGACCAUGAGUAUAUCGACACGUAAUAUCAAUAAAAAAGGUAGUAGAUGUUCAGACGUACUAGAAGUUCAAUAAUCAAAAAUAUGAAAAGGGUAAGAGUCUGUCAUCGAAAUUUAAUGUUUAAGAACCAAACUAGGCCUUCACCGGUGAGACCCGAUGGUGGUGAAUCCAGAGGAGUGAGUACGAGGACAUUUUUCAUGCGCAAAAUAAGCCUCAAUAGAUCUCUUUAGCUUGGGCGCAAUCCUUUACGCAUCUCAGAUCACGUGCCAUUCCCUAAAGUAUCAUUUCUUGGGGUUAUCGCUUGCGCACGACGAGACACAUAUAUAUGGACACAACUGAAACAAAGAAUCUUAUGUUAAAGAGAAUGACACGUGGUUUGAUGUAAUAAUUGUUUCCGGUCCGGUAUGCUUCUUCUGUUAAUUUUUAUGAUAUUCUUCUCUAGUUUAGGAGUCUAUUUUUUUAGUAUUAUUUAAAUCUUGGUUCUUUUGAUAUAAAUAAUCCGAAGGUAAAGCUACAUGCGAGCUUGAGCAUGGUCAAUGCUAGACAUCAUCCCACAUCGAACAUUGAGAUUCCAGUUACCGAUAUAGAUCCCUCAAUCUGGGGGAUAAAACAAUAGUUUCCAAUUCUUAGCAAAUCGGAAUUCUUUUGUUUUGUCUCUCAGAUCGAGCUGCUUCGACGUCACAUGCAAGGGGUCUAUAAAUAGCUGAUUUAAGCUUUAUCGAAUAAGAACGCGUUUGUACGAUGUCCGGAAGUAAGUUUUGCGUAACGUUCGUAAGCAGAUGACGUAAGACGAUUGAUAAACGUUUAAUUAUUGAGCUGCUAACAUCUAAGUGAGCGAGUAAGCGAGCGAGUGGGUGAGUGAUACAUUUUCAUAUUCAAACCCCUCACAAUAACUCGUUUCUACGCUACGCGUAUGCACGAUUAAAGACUCUGCCCUCGGUCUUGAAAACGGACCUCGGAUAAAUAACAUA
This is a messenger RNA of Actinia tenebrosa (Australian red waratah sea anemone), 2165 nucleotides long. RefSeq lists its product as uncharacterized. NCBI's taxonomy places the organism in Eukaryota, Metazoa, Cnidaria, Anthozoa, Actiniaria, Actiniidae. The record is from RefSeq and is a predicted model, not a curated record.